Molecule: messenger RNA, 5454 nt
Organism: Melanotaenia boesemani (Boeseman's rainbowfish)
Lineage: Eukaryota; Metazoa; Chordata; Actinopteri; Atheriniformes; Melanotaeniidae
Gene: psme4b
Product: proteasome activator subunit 4b
Exons: 47
Coding region: 19-5454 (1811 amino acids)
Biological process (GO): proteasomal ubiquitin-independent protein catabolic process
Cellular component (GO): spermatoproteasome complex; cytosol; nucleus
Molecular function (GO): peptidase activator activity; proteasome binding
Source: RefSeq, a predicted model, not a curated record
UGAAUAACUGUGGGGAAAAUGACAGUAGAUGGGGAUAUGGUGGUGUUCAUACCCCAAAAGGAGAUCGUGUAUAACGGCCUGCUGCCUUACUCUGAGCGGCUGGACCGGGAGGCCACAGAGCUGUUGGCGGAGAUCAAAGCAAACCUGUGCAGAGCUGUUCUCCUCAGGGAGCUGUGGCCCGGGGUCGCUUUCUGGACCAGGAAACUCUUCUCGUUUCUAAAGCUGUAUGGCCGGAGGUUCAGCAAAGAGGACCACAUCCUCUUCAUCAAGCUCCUCUAUGAGUUGGUCACUCUGCCGAACCUGGAGCCGCACAUGAUGCAGUGCUAUGCCAGGCUGCUCAUUCAGCUUCUCAAGAAGAAGGAACUACUCUCAAGGGAUGACCUACAGUUGCCAUGGCGACCGUUGUAUGAUCUGUAUGAGAGAGUCAUCUACUCCAAAACUGAGCACCUGGGGCUCAUCUGGUUCCCCAACUCAGUGGACCACAUUUUAAAGGCUUUGAUCAAAAGCUGCAGACUGUAUUUCCCUGCGUCAUCCACCAAGGAGAUGCUGGAUGAGUGGCGCCCCCUGCUGUGUGUGUUUGACGUGGUCAUGCAGAAGGCCAUCAGCAACAUGGAGCUGUUCCUGCCCACCAUCAUGCCCCCGGAGGAACACAGCCAGGGCUUCCAGUUGUGGUUUGAUGAAUUAAUGAAUCUUUGGAUGUCGGUGCAAAAUCAGCCCAGCUGGGAAGGGCACCUAGUGAACCUGUUUGCUCGCCUUGCCAAUGAUAACAUCGGCUACGUGGACUGGACUCCUUAUAUCCCCACAAUCUUCACCAGAAUCCUGCGAAGUCUGAACCUUCCCGUUGGAGUCAGUCAGAUGGUGGCACCGAGGUAUCUUACUAACUCCUAUGACAUUGGAUACUUGGUGUUAUGGAUCACAGCUCUUCUGGGUGGACCAGGAAACCCUGCACAGAAAGAACUGUCCUGCCUCUUCAGCAGCAUAGCCUCCUUUUACCAUCCCUCCAAUCAUGGUCGCUGGCAGUCUCGACUGAUGCGGCUCCUUCAACGUCUCCCAGCAAGCGUAGUGCGUCGUGUGCACAGGGAACGUCACGCUGCACCUUGCUGGAUCACACUGGUUCCUGAGUCGCAGAGACUGACCGAUGCAGAUCUGCAGGAGUUCACCCGUAGUCUCAUUGGAGCUGCCCUGCUGGCCAUGUUCAGUAAAACUGGUAGCACAGAUGCAGCCUAUGCUCUUCAGAACCUGGCUCUCCUCACACCAGAACUUGCCAUACCACCUGUACUUGAGAAGACUUAUGCAGCAAUGGAGACGCUGACUGAGCCACACACCCUCACUGCUACUCUGAGCUGCAUGAUUGGCAUGGCACGCAGCCUGGUUUCACCUAACCAUUACCCAGAGGGCCGUGCACACGUGCUCCCACUGCUUAUGGGCUCUCUCCCAGGGGUGGACCCCAAUGACUUUAGCAAGUGCAUGAUAACGUUCCAGUUCAUCACCACCUUCACCACUCUGGUGCCUUUAGUGGACUGCUCAUCUGCUCCCUCUCAGUACACCGAUCUCACUGAGAUUGAAAAAGAUUUGUGCUUUGCCUCAGCUGGGUUUGAAGACUUCGUUCUGCAGUUCCUGGACAGGUGUUUUGCGCUGAUAGACAGCAGUACGCUGGAACAGACGAGAGAUGAGACGGAAACAGAUACCCAGACUCAUUUGGAGAGCCUGGUGGAACUGGGACUCUCCUCCACUGUUAGCACAAUCUUAACACAGUGCUCCACAGAAAUAUACAAGGUUGCAUUGCAGAAGCUCUUUAACUUUGCCACCUCCAGCAUCUUUGAGACGUGUGUUUCAGGCAGGAUGGUUGCUGACAUGUGCAGGGCUGCAGCAAAGUGUCAUCCUGCUGAGUCUCUCCGUCUGUUCGUCCCUCACUGCUGCAGCGUCAUCUCCUACAUUACUGACAAUGAAGAUUUGAAGAAUGAAGACGAACUGGACAAAGAGCUGUUGUGGAAUCUCCAGCUGCUCUCCGAGGUAACCCGUGUGGAUGGCGAACAGCUGUUGAAAUACCAAGGGGACCUGGAGCGGAUCCUGUGUGUGUGUGUGCGUCUGCGCUGUAAGCGGGCGUACACACUUGCCUGCAAUCUGUUGGAGCACACACUCCGGUCGCUGUCCCUCAUCUAUCCUACCGAGUACCGCAGCACCUCUGGAGGUUUUGAUACUGACCUCCCUAUAAGGGACUGGGGCAGAGCUGGAAAUGUGACAGCUUUGGGCCUGUGUUGGCAUGCACCAAGCCAGGAGGAGGAGAACUUUGUCUUUCAGUUAUUGUCCCACCUCCUGAGCCCUGAACUGCAGCGAAUCAAAGGCCACGUCUAUGGAGAUCAGCCAAUGACCAGGGAGGAGUUGUUGCAGAGUCUUGCUAUUGUGCAGCACUGCCUUCUUGGAGCUGGAAGCUUGCUGCCCCCUUUGGAUGGACCGCUAGUACCUGACCUGGUGCCCUCUAUGGUAAAUCUGGGGGAGAUCAAGCUGCAUGUAGGGGUUGAGUAUGAUGAUUCACAGGAAAACUACAGAGAGUCCAUCUGCCAAACUAUGAGACUGCUGCUUUGUCACAUCUUGAAGCACUCGGAGGAUGAUACCAAGUCACUGUUUGUCAUCAUUAAGAUUAUCAGUGACCUCAUGUUUUUUCGUGGCACUCAUAAGAAGGAGUUUGACUCGCGCUGGAAAAGCUUUACUCUUGUUAAGAAGUCCAUGGAAAACAGGCUUCUCGGGAAAAAGCAGCACAUUAGAGCGCUGCUCAUUGACCGGGUUUUACUCCAGCAUGAGAUGAGAAAGCUGGUGGUUGAGGGCAGUGAAUACAAAGUGGUUCAUCAGGAUCUGCUCUGUGAUCUGCUGCUGCUUUCUACCAGCACGUACAGCCAGGUACGCAGCAGGGCACAGAAUGUGCUGUUGACCGCAAUGGGAACCUAUAGCUUCUCUUACAGAGACAUGAUUCCCCACAUCUUACAAAUGCUGUCACCGCAAAACACCACAGUUUCAGAACAGCAGUUCAAGGGUGCUCUGUACUGCCUUCUGGGUGCACAGAGUGGUUUUUGUCUAGCCAGCACAAGGGACUGGGACUGCAUUGGGGAGGUGUGGCCGGCUCUGGUCCGCUGUGGCUUGUCACCCUCGAUGACCCUGGAGAAGCCAUCCAUUGGUCACUUGCUUGAUGACAUCACUGACAGGAUCCACCGCCAGCAUGACUCCAUUGGAAUCAUCUUCACUGUAUCUGAGGGAUGCGUUGAGCUAGCCAAUGAAAUGGCACAAUCUAAAAAUCCUGCACCUUGUUUAGAGUUACCAUCCAAGGAGGAGAUGAAAGAGGGGGGUCAACGUCAGCGAAUCAGAAAUGUGGUUGCUGCACGGAAAUAUGAGAAGCUGGUCAAUGACCUCUUGGACUGUCUUGAAGACAAAGACUUGCCCUGGAAGUUCGAGCACAUGGCUACAGACUUGUUGGCUCUCCAGCUGAGGGACGAUCACCCCCUUCCCCCUGACGCUGUCCUCUACUUCACACAGAGUCUUGUUCAUGACUCCAUCAGCAUACGCAAGGUUGCCAUUUCAGUGAUGGCUGGUAUCCUGAAACAGCUGAAACGGCAGAGAAAGAAAGUUUCUGUGAAGCCGUCAGAUAUCAGUGAUAUCCAGGAACCAGAGGGGAUGUGUGUAGGGGAUCGUGAGGGGAAUCGCUGGCUGCAGUACGAUAGCAACAAUCUACCUCUGAGUCAAGAACAGUGGGACUCUCUGCACUAUGUGGAGAAAACACACUGGGGCUACUACUCAUGGCCGAGAGAAAUGAUGAUCUAUGCAGCUUCUGAAAAGCCACAAGAUGACCUGCCAUAUGAGGAGAUGAGUGAGGGAGAAAAGAUCAUCUUUGAAUAUUUUUCGGACCCUGAAUUUAUCGAUCAGCUGAUAGAGUUUCUGUCACUGGAGGAGCGGAAAGGAAAAGACAGCUUCAACCCUCGACGCUUCUGUCUCUUCAAGGGACUGUUUCGUAACUAUGGCGACAUGUUCCUACCAUUGCUAUGGCCCCACCUGGAGCAGCUCGCUAGUGACCCCCAUGAGAGCUCCCAGCGCUGUGUGUGUGAGAUUACUGCAGGACUAAUCAGAGGCAGCAAACACUGGAGUUUCAGCAAGGUGGAAAGGUUAUGGCAGCUUUUGUGCCCUUUGAUCAGGACAGCUUUAACCAACAUCACCGUGGAAACCUACACAGACUGGGGCACGUGCAUCGCUACAGCUUGUGAGGGAAGAGACCCCAGAAAACUCCACUGGCUGUUUGAGCUGCUGAUGGAGAGUCCCCUCAGUGGAGAGAGUGGCUCAUUCAGAGAUGCCAGUUUGCUGUAUGUGCUUCAGGGAGGUUUGGCCCAGCAGCAGUGGAGAGUCUCUGAACUCCUGCACAGGCUGCUGGCUUACCUGGAGCCCAAACUCACCCAGGUGUAUAAAAAUGUGAGGGAGCGCAUUGGCAGUGUCCUGACCUAUAUCUUCAUGAUAGACGUGGCCCUGCCCCACACAAAACCCACCUUCUCCCCCCACGUGGCAGAAUUCGUCACUCGGGUCCUAGAGCGACUCAAGCCCCUCACAUCAGAGCCGGAGAUUCACAACCACGUCCACGAGGAGAACACUCAGGAGACAGAUGAGCGCACCCAGGCUGUCAAACUCCUGAAGACGGUGUUAAAAUGGUUGAUGGCAAGUGCCGGGCGAACUUUCACCACUCCUGUUCAGCAGCAACUGCAGCUGCUGCCUCUACUAUUUAAGAUUGCCCCAGUGGAGAUUGAUGAGAGCUAUGAUGAGAUGAAGCAGGAUGCACGCACGUGUCUCUCUCUUAUGUCCCAGGGCCUGUUGUAUCCUGAGCACAUCCCUCUGGUUCUGGCAGCACUCGAGGAGAUGGCAGGCAGCAGAUCGUGGCAUGCGCGCUUCUCAGUACUGACCUACCUCCAGAUCAAGGUUUUCUACAACUUGUUUACUCUGCUCAGUUUUCCCGCUGAGGUUCUCCGCAUCCGAAAGCUGGUGAUGCAGCUGCUGCUUGAUGAACAGCUUGAGGUGAGGGACAUGGCUUGCACCACCCUCAGUGGUUUACUGCAGUGCCAGUUCUUCCCUCUGGACUCCAGUCUGCAGACACAGCUCCAGACGCUGAGUCAGACUUGUCUCCCCAAGGCCAGAGGAGAGUUGGCCUCCACAGACUUAGUGCGGCGCCAUGCCGGAGUGCUCGGCCUCAGUGCAUGCAUCCUGUCCAGCCCCUACGACGUUCCACACUGGAUGCCUCAGAUACUCAUGGACCUGAGCGACCAUCUCAAUGACCCACAGCCUAUAGAGAUGACGGUGAAGAAGACCCUGUCGGAGUUCAGACGCACUCACCAUGACAACUGGCAGGAGCAUCGGCAGUGCUUCACUGACGACCAGCUGCUUGUGCUCACAAACCUGCUGGUGUCGCCCUGUUACUACGCCUAA